AUGGGGUUAUACGAUGACCUUGAAUCCCGGAUGCUGUUUGAGAACCAGCGCGCCAUCGAGGAGCUGCAGAAAACCACCCUCGACCUCAGUACCCGCAUAGAUGCCGUCACCGCUCCAAAGGGCAAAAAGAACUCCCCCGCCCUCUACCCAGAGCGCCUCAUGACCACCGCCAGGUUCCAGGACGUGCUCAAUUUGGUCAUAGGUCGGGCCGGUGAGCCUGCUUUGAUUGGCGACGCGACUGCUAAAUUUGCCCUCGAGAUCUUGCAGGACAUCUUGCAGGAAAACUUCAAGCCAGGACCACUGGCUCGGUAUGAGAGGCCGAUGCUCGUUAGGGUCAUUGGGCGGUUCGAGGCUGCGAGGGAUUUCUAUGCUGCGGAGGCCGAUGAGACGAUCUCGGUGAAGAACCAGGCUUUCCGAGCAGCCGUUUUUGGGUCGUGUGCCAAGGAACUUCGUACUCUGCUGCAAGGCUGA
Molecule: messenger RNA, 471 nt
Organism: Cryptococcus wingfieldii CBS 7118
Lineage: Eukaryota; Fungi; Basidiomycota; Tremellomycetes; Tremellales; Cryptococcaceae
Exons: 2
Coding region: 1-471 (156 amino acids)
Source: RefSeq, a predicted model, not a curated record